Vollenhovia emeryi is the source of this 4513-nucleotide messenger RNA. It is a transcript of the gene Ca-Ma2d, whose product is annotated as voltage-dependent calcium channel subunit alpha-2/delta-4. The transcript is spliced from 16 exons. Lineage: Eukaryota; Metazoa; Arthropoda; Insecta; Hymenoptera; Formicidae. Gene Ontology annotation, cellular component: voltage-gated calcium channel complex. Gene Ontology annotation, molecular function: voltage-gated calcium channel activity. The record is from RefSeq and is a predicted model, not a curated record. Bases 574 to 4434 code for a protein of 1286 amino acids.
UUGACGUCAAGAUAAACCGUAAUCGUGGCGUUUCGCAGGAAUCACCACGUAAUGAAUGUGAUUACAUGUGUCGAGUUUACAGAGAUAAGGAUCGAUCCUGUACACAAUGUGUGAUGGUUGCCGCGGCCGUUUACAGUGUGCCAUGGUGCCGACGUUUCGCAAACAUUGCAGUUUGCAUCAUCAGGGCUGGGAGACUCUGAUAUUCCCAGUAUCAUAUGUAAUAUCAGACUCUGAUAUUACAUACAUAUGCGUAUAUGUAUAAUAUAAAAGAUAAUGCUAAAUGAUGCUGUUCUGACCGGCCGGCAUGAUUUUAUUAAUAUCCACGCCAGAAAGCAAGAAGGAACCUUUAGAGCUUUAAGACGGCGCUGCUCGAGUGCCAAAAAUAAUCGGACUGGAGGUGAACUUCGCGGCCAGUGUGUUCCGCAGUAGUCACUGCCACUCGAGUGCUAUCGUGAGCUAUCACGGAUCCGUGCUUUUCAUAGAAAGAAAUCUGAGAAACGUAACGUUCCUUCAGGAACGAGUAGCUGUCGCUAGAGCAAAAGAAAACGAAAACAGACGUGGCGGUUUUUGUUCAUGCCGACGACUGCAGGUCGAUGUUUCGUCUUUUAUUUUAUGUUGCUGUUCGUCGUGUGUCGGGCUAAAGACGCGCACAUAGUGGCCAAAUGGGCAGACAAGCUGGGAACCGAGUUAUGGGAACUCGCGAACGAAGUGGCCCGGCCCGAGGAAUUGCUAGAAAAAUACAAAAGCAUGAACGCGAGAGUUGAAAAGAAGUCCGGAGAAGAUUUGGUCAAUGCAAUCAGCGAAAAUGUAGGUAGGAUGUUGCGUCGAAAGAUGGAUGCAGUCACCUGCAUUCGAAUAGCGGCCGAAGCGGCUGCAGAGAGCUGGGAUCCAUCUCUCGAGCAUGGUAACUUCUCCUACGUUUCCAGCAAAUGCAGUCCUGUCAUGGGACAUGAUUCAGCAAGUAAGAAGAAAUAUUGCACAAAGGAGGUGAAGGAGAAGAAGGUGAACGUGAAGGUGAAGGUGUAUAGAGACAUGGAACUGACCGCGGACUCGCACUUUUACAACAUCCCGGUGAACACGAGUUACUCAUCGGUUCAUAUACCGACCAACGUAUUUGAUCUCACGCCAGAUGUAGUUAAAGAUAUCGUAAGGACUGAGCCGUUGGACGACAUGUUUCGUCAGAAUUACGAAUCUGAUCCGGCAUUGUCGUGGCAAUACUUUGGUUCAGUCACUGGUAUGCUUCGGCAAUAUCCUGCUAUGGAAUGGCGAACGAGCGCCGAAGACGACGACGACGACGACGACGACGACGACGAUAAUGAUGAUGAUGCUGACGGUGACGACAAUACCAAAGAUAAUAGUGAUAGCAAAAAUGAUAAUAACAAAAAUGACAAUAACGACGACGAUAAUGAUGAUGAUAAUGAUGAGGAUAAUAAUGAGGAUGAUGAUGAUUAUGACGAUGACGAUGAUACUCCUGCUGAUUUGUAUGACUGCAGAGUACGUAGUUGGUUCAUUGAGGCAGCCACAUGUAGCAAAGACAUGGUGAUCCUAAUGGAUAUCAGUGGCAGUAUGACCGGCAUGGGAAAAACUAUCGCAAAGACAACGGUGAGCUCGAUUCUGGACACCUUGUCGAAUAACGACUUCGUUACACUGCUAAAAUAUAACAACGAGACGACCGAUUUGGUGCCGUGUUUUAAGGAUAUGCUGAUUCAAGCCACUCCAGAGAAUAUUGAUACGUUCAAGAAAUCUAUGGAUAAUAUCGGUAAAGGGGAUGAGGUUGCCGACUUUCCCAGGGCCUUUAACAAGGCGUUCAGUCUACUUAAAACCUACCGAGACAUACGCGGUUGCGACGCCGACUCACAGUGUAAUCAGCUCAUUAUGCUCAUUACUGACGGUGUUCCCGAAGGGAGGCUGGGAAAUGAACUGAAGGAGGUGUUCAAAAAAUGGAACUGGCAAGAAAAUGGUACUUAUGUACCAGUGCGGGUGUUUACGUAUCUUAUAGGGAAAGAAGUGACAAAGAUGGAUGAACUUCAAUGGAUGGUAAGAUCGUGUCUGAAUCACGGCGACUACAAGCAUGUGCAAACGCAAGAGGAAGUGCGCGAACAGGUGCUCAAGUACAUUCCGGUUGUGGCACGACCCUUGGUGCUUCAGAGUCUGGUACAUCCUAUCGUGUGGACCCAUGCUUAUGCCGACAUUACGAAUCCGGCACUUGCCGCUUGGCUAUGGCUGGUGAUGAAGCAUGAAGAACAAAAAUCGCGACUACAAAGGUUUCUGAAGGGAAAACAGCUGGGCGUGCGAAUAAACGAGGACGCAAUCUACAUACAGCAGCUGCACAAGGACGAGAACAUUGAGGAGGACCCAUCCACCCUGAACACCACCGCCCGGCAAGAAUAUAGACUGUUGACCUCCGUGGGCACGCCUGUGUUCGAUCGCAUGAACAAUCGCGACAACGUGACAGAUGCGGCGAAUGAUACACUGCUCGGCGUGGCCGGAACGGACGUGCCGCUCGGCGACAUUCGCAAACUUACGUUGCCAUACAAACUCGGCGUGAACGGCUACGCCUUCAUUGUGUCUAACAACGGCUACGUUAUACUGCAUCCAGAUCUCCGGCCGGUCCACAAAGGCCGGCUUAAAUUGAACUAUAACAGCAUCGACCUCACGGAGGUGGAAAUACUUGACGAUGGACGCGAACCAAGGAAUCCUGGACCUGAGAUAUUGGAGUUGAGAUCAGCGUUAGUGGAUCACAAGCGGGGUAACAUGACAGAGAUUCCUGUGAAAUUACAUUAUGAUGACAAUCGUCGUGUCCACCUCGAGAAACGUGAUUAUUUUUAUGCGCCUCUACCUGGCACUCCAUUUAGCCUCGCAGUCGUUAUACCUAACUAUGGAAGUACAUGGAUCAAGGUUGGCGACGAGAUCCGCAAGCACCAGAACAUGAACAUGAACGUGUCAGAUUACUUUAUGGGCGAUCAUUGGCGCGUACAUUCGAACUGGGUGUAUUGUCGUUACCAUUAUCUAGAAGGUCACGAGUUUGACAGUUCAGAAGAUGAAUUGCGUCACUUUUUGGCGCUGAUGAGCCGGCCCGGUUGGCGCUGGUCCGAACAAUACGAGGCUUAUCCGCCCAUAGACGAAAAUGUCGACGAAGAGCCCAAUUGUGGUAGGCAGACACUCAAGCACGACGAUUACUACUGCAACAAGGAGUUGCUGCAGUUGCUCGUGUUCGAUGCCAAGGCAACGAACAACAGCUUUCACGGUGACUAUAUGGAGGAUUUACCUCCAAGAGCUCGGGAUCUGGCACAUCUCUAUGGUAUCUUUAUUAGGUUUAUCGCGACGCAAAGUGGUCUUACCAGAUGGCAUUAUUUGAGGGCUAGUGAGCUACCGAAUGCGGAAAACAGUAUUGUUUUUGGCGAUCUUUAUAGACGAGCAGUGGAUGAGCCUUGGUACAAAGGCGCGAUCUUUCAGAAUGAAUUAGAUUCCGACAGUAUUUUUUUAUCCGUUCCAUCGGAAGCAGGCGCGGACGCGAUAGUGACAGCUUCACUGAGCCUGUCACCCAAGGAUGGCGGCAAGAAAGCGCCGGCAGCCGUAGUGGGUUUUCAAAUACCGAUGAGAGAUCUAUACAAGCGAUUCAUCGCGUUGACUUCAGUGACGACGAAUCCACUGAUGAAUUGUGCCCACAAUUGGAUCGACUGCUACCUGCUAGACCAGAACGGCUACGUAGUAAUCUCGGAUGCACAUAACGACACUGGGCAAUUUAUGGGUACGCAGGAAGGCGCCGUCAUGCUAUCUAUGGUCAACCAGGGCGUUUAUGAUCCAGUCGAGAUCUAUGACUAUCAAGCAUGGUGUCAAGAGGUCCGAAUCGGAAACUCCGCCAGUAGCUUGAUGGAGCCGCUGCAACAUGUUGCAAGGUUGUUGCUCUGGUUUCUGCUGCGGUUGAUGUGGUUUGCGACCCAGUUUGUAAACUUGCCCGCCAUUCACGGCAAAGUCCACUUUGAUGAGGAUUUACCAGAUCCGCCACCAGAACCGACACGCUAUCUCUAUCACUAUCCCUGCGAUCAAAAGCGAACACUCUAUACGUUGAACGAGACCGUUGCUGCAAAAGGCGUCACCAAUCACUCCGACUACUGUUCACGUCCCUUUUACGCUCAGAGAGUGGCACACACUAAUCUAUUGCUGGUCGUGGUGAACAGCAUGUACCCAACGUGCUACAAAAGAUUGGAAGUAACACCCGUCAACAUCUCACCCCUUGAGUACACAAAUAGCACGGGCGAUAAACCUUGUCACAAGAUUCCAUUGAACGCCUUGAAGAGACGCAGGUUGAAGAAUUGCUUUACGGAACAUCCUCUGGAAUACGAGACUUAUGGUUGCGGUGCAUCUGCAUCGAUGGUGUCCUCUUUGCUGUUGUGUAUCACUGUUGCUAGGAUUUUAUAUGUCUUUGUAUGACAACAAUUUAGUUGUCCUUGGUACAUGGUAACUGUAUUGUCUUAUAAUAACAUAAUAAAAGUUCAAUAAAAUGAUAAAA